Cyclopterus lumpus (lumpfish) is the source of this 474-nucleotide messenger RNA. RefSeq names its product ALK and LTK ligand 1 (gene alkal1). The transcript has 4 exons. The coding region runs from base 1 to 474 and encodes 157 amino acids. Gene Ontology annotation, molecular function: receptor tyrosine kinase binding; receptor signaling protein tyrosine kinase activator activity. NCBI's taxonomy places the organism in Eukaryota, Metazoa, Chordata, Actinopteri, Perciformes, Cyclopteridae. Gene Ontology annotation, biological process: positive regulation of ERK1 and ERK2 cascade; positive regulation of ERK5 cascade. The record is from RefSeq and is a predicted model, not a curated record.
AUGCAGGUGGAGAGGAAAUGGCACAUUCUGUUGACAAUCUUCUUUCUGCUCAUCACUUCGGGCCAGUGCAUGGACAGCAAGGACGUCAAGCAGAAAGAAAGAAGGACCCUGUUGGAUCUAAUCUUACAGGUUAUCAGAGACCGCCAGCACCGGGUCAAACCCAUCUCCAGGCGCUGUAGCAGUGGACUCUUCACUUCAGCCCAAGACAUGAAAUUCUCCUCCCAUGAAAAGCCUUUCUAUGUUCCUAGGCUGGAUAACAGUAGACUCAUAGAAAUUGUUCCUAGAGAUGUGAACAUGAAAAGCAAAUUCAUUCAGCAUUUCACAGCAGGACCAGUCAAGUUCUCGUCGGAGUGCAGAACACACUUUCAUAGACUUUAUCACAACACAAGGGAUUGCUCAAGACCAGCAUAUUACAAAAGAUGUGCAAGAUUGCUAACACGAUUAGCAAUGAGUCCACUCUGCAUGCAAUCGUAG